AUUUUGACAACUUUUCAUAUUUUUUGGAGCUCAUUUUAUUUCUUUCUUGAGUAGUGUUUUAACUAAUUUACUGUUUAACUUGGUAAAUUGAUUUUUGUGAAGAAAAAACAAAUUUCUUCAAAACAGUUUUCCUACUACCGAUUCCUUUUGGAGCACACCAUUCUCACGCAAGUUCCGUUUGUUUACUAGCCCGUUAUCUAAUUGUAAGUCAUAUCAGUUGUUUAACGUUUUGUGUGCUUCUCCGCAAAUGUUAUAGUUUGUUUUACUUUUCAAACAUCUUGAAGAAUGCUUGGCAAAAAAGAAUAAAACAUGGUGUAUGUGUCCGACUAUUUGGGAUCAAUGCUUAAUGAACCUUUACGAAAAAUCGAUGCUUCUAUUGGACAUAAAACGGCAGCGUUAUUUCUUAAGUUUCGCAAUUUUUCUCAUUCAUUAGAUGUAUAUUAUGAAGACAAGGGAAGCAGUACCUUGAUUUCUUGUUCGCGAGUUCACAAGCCAAUUUUGGUGGAGGAAAGCUAUUUUGUGUCGGUCUUUUGCGACGAACUGAGAACAAACACCCGUGACACAUUUGUAUUUUUCGGUGUUUAACAAGAAGCUGUACGAAUAUUGUCCAGUAAAAACUUUGAAAAUUGAAGCUUCAAUAUUUAUAAACCUCAAUACAGUAUACACAUGGUUGGCGGAUCUUCUGGGAAACCAAAACAGAAAACUUCAAACUACUGAGAUUAGUCUAGAGGUUGAAGACGCAUCACAAGUAUUAUUGGUACUGCCAUUUGUGGAUCAAAGUACGUUGGAAACCAUCAUCAUAUCUGCUAGACACAAACAAAGAGAAUAUUCAACGAUUGAUCUUCAAGAAAUCGCUAACCACAAAAUUGGAAGAGUGCAACAAAUGUACAAAUCAGAGAUUGUUUCUUGUCUCCCACGUCACUACAUUAUCUUUUCAAGUUUCCGUAUGUUUAUGCGAUUAUGGAUAAAGUAUCUUUGAACAAAUUGCGAGGUGUGGUGAAAGUGAGAUAAUUUCUUCAUAACUAAUUCAAAAAUCUGAUUGAGGCGUGCGUCAAUAAUUCGGAUUGCCGUGAGUUUUACCUUCGCUGUUGCGAAAAAAUCGACCAACCGAACGAGGAACGAUGUGAUUUUCAUGGAAUAAUAGAAACAAUCGAUACCAAGCUAACAAUAAUAGUCAAAAGUUUGAUCGGAAAAUUUUAUGUCCGCUGUGAUACGAAUUUCCUGGAAAUAAAACGUGUGGUUGAAGAUAAGGAGGAAGCAUGUGACAUUGAACAAGAGCCUAGGAUGCUCCCAGAGUCGUGGCCGGUUGAGCUUGAAUAGUCAAAUACAAGAUUCCAGUGUUAGCAUGCUCCCAUCGGAUUCUCGGGCCAUAGUGCUCCAGAAUUUUCUUCCGAAUCGCAGGAAUCUGGCCGAGUGAGCUGUUGCCUUUCCCCGUUAUGAGUUUGAUUUCUGGAAUUGUAAGUUUGUUCCAAUUACAGUUUGUGAAUUCUUCACAGUUUAUCUAUGUUUUUUGCGAAAAAUCUGGAAUUCCAGCUAAUUUAAUUUAAUUUAAUUUAAUUUAUUUUACGCUCUCGAGGAGAUGUGGAAGACGUGGGUUCAUAUGUUUUUUUGUGUAUCAAAUUUCCCCCGCUAUAAAGUAACUUUCUACGAAAAAAAAACUAACUUUUAUGCUCAUAAUCCGCCGGGAAAAUUGUCAAAUGUUGCUCUACCAAUGCAACAACGCGAUCUACCGUAACAUAGUGAAGCUCAAGCAUUGGAAUGAAGCCAUCCGGGAGAUUUUGGAAGUUACGAAGAACAUUGUUUCUUUGGUAGACGAAGUGAUUAUAAAUAAGAGAAAAAAAAGUUCUUCCGUAUUUUAUUUUUGAAUUCAAAUUCUGUGCAGUUUGAACUUCAAGCUCAUUAUUUUUAGUUUGUAAAAAAUCUUGAGGUUCCUUUUAAAAACGAAAAGCUUUC
Messenger RNA from Caenorhabditis elegans, 1953 nucleotides. Lineage: Eukaryota; Metazoa; Nematoda; Chromadorea; Rhabditida; Rhabditidae. The record is from the annotation of a RefSeq genome assembly.